This is a messenger RNA of Rotaria sordida, 810 nucleotides long. The record is from the annotation of a GenBank genome assembly. NCBI's taxonomy places the organism in Eukaryota, Metazoa, Rotifera, Eurotatoria, Philodinida, Philodinidae.
AUGAUAUCACAAAUCAAACAGCAAUCUAAGACGAAACUUUUUUUCGAUAUGAAUCGACUAUCUUUAUUUUGGUUUAUUACUAUUCUAAUAAUAAAGACAAUAAUCAUUUCAAAAGUAGCAGAAACAUCGAAAGUUAAAAAAUCGGCACAAUCUGUCAAUGCAUUGAUUGUUGUUGACGUUCAAAAUUGUUUUAUAAAUGGAAAUCUUUCAUUAUUAAAAGCUUCCGCUGGUCAAGAUGGUGCUGAAGUUAUUCCUAUUAUAAAUAAUUUAAUUCGUACCAUUCCAUUUGAUGUUAUUGUUUAUACACAGGAUUGGCAUCCAUCGAAUCAUAUAUCAUUUUUCGAAAAUCUUCACUUUCGUAGACAGUAUUUAGCGGGUAAUCAAAAUCGAACAAUAAAAGUGUUCGAUACAGUAAAGUAUCUUGGUCCGAAAUAUAAAACAAAACAAGUUCUAUGGCCUGUACACUGCAUACAAGAAACAGAAGAUGCAGCAUUACACAAGGAUCUCGAUGUUAUUUCAUCGUCAAAUAGAGUUAUUCAUAUAAGAAAAGGCACUGAUCCCGAUAUUGACAAUUAUUCAGCAUUUGUUCAUAAUCAAGGAAUUAAGAAUUCUGAAUUAAACAAGAAGUUGAAAGAACAAAAUGUUACACAAGUUUUUAUUGUUGGAUUGGCUACAGAUUAUUGUGUAGCAUCAACGGCUCUUGAUGCUUUCAAUUUGAAUUAUAGAACAUACAUUGUUCAAGAUGCGACUAGAGAAACAUUACCAAUAGUCAACAAAUCAGUCUUGAUAUUUGGUACUCAUAAUGUAUAA